UGGAACGAAAUGCCAUGGUUGACGGUAUAGUGAGAUAAAAGUGCGUUUUCUUUAUAAACUAAAGUUCAUAUCGAUACUUCUUUUAGUAGUAAGCAAAUCAAAUGAUUGAUUUUCAAGUUUUCAGUUCGAAAUAGAUUCGAAGAUUACAUAAACACUACCUAUAAAGCACAGCUAGGCUAACGUGCGAAGGUUACGUCCACAAAUACAUCGUUUUUCUUCCAUCAUCUCAUAAUAAACCUGAUUGAGAAUUACGCAUAGAGAUGCGAAAGGAAGUGUGGUACAGAGACUAGUGUAGUGUAAACAGUGGCGCAUUCAAAAUAUUUUACAGAUGUAGCAACUGAGUACAUAGUUGAAAAAAGUAGCUGUUCCACAUGGACUACAUCCGGGAAUUCGAUAUCCGCCUGGAGAAGGAAAUGUAUUAUGCUGGUGAAACAUUAGUGGGCCACGUGAUCUUGGAUACCGUGGAAAAUUUCAAACUUAAGGCUAUCCGUGUACUGCUGCGUGGCACAGCGCAUGCUGAGUGGAAGGUAGUGGUCAGUGGAGAUCGAAGGACGAUAAAAGAUGACCAAGUUUUUCUGGACAGUAGAUCUGUCAUCUGGGGCAAAGAAAAGCUGGACGGUAUCGUUCCUAUUUUGACCAGAGGUCACCACUCCUUUCCGUUUAGGUUCCAGCUUCCAGAAAGUAGCCUCCCAUGUAGUUUCGAGGCUCGUCAUUGUACUGUCCGUUAUUACGUCAAAGUAACACUGGACAUCCCGUAUGCCUCUUCCCCUCAGGGUAUGAAGUAUUUCACAAUUAUAGGCCCACAUAUCGAUUGCAUGGAGGAGCAAUACUUGAAACCUAUGGUUGGACACGACAAACGCUCCAUCUGUUGCCUCUGUUGUAAACGAGGAAUAGUAAGUCUUCGAAGCGCCCUUGAGCGGUCAGCAUAUUGUUGCGGAGAAAGUAUUCGGUUAAAAGCAGAUAUAGACAACCAGAGCGAAGAAGUGGUUCGCCUCAAACUCAAACUUGUACAGUAUGUGGAAUUUUUCAUCGAUCGUGGGGUUCUCGGGAUCAACAAGGAGGCAAACCACACAGUUCUGGAGUAUCGGGGCGACCCUAUUGAACCCCAGACCAGGUCAAAAUUCGACAGUACGAACAGUCUUGUGGUGCCUGUUAUGCCCCCCACACUGAUAGGCAUCUGCCGUCUUCUUCAGAUCUACUAUGUUUUAAAGGUAUGGGUCGAGCUAGAAAAGUCUGGUGAUGAACUUCAUAUGAACUUUCCUAUAACUAUAGCAACGUGUCCUUUUCGUAUUCCAAACUCCAAACAGCAGCCACAGAUCGAAUACGACGUAUCCUGCGACCACGUAGAAGGGGGAUUAUAUAUCGGCCCCGAGUUCCAGCUUGGUCAAGUAUACGACGGAUCUUUCGGUAUCGAAGACGGGAAUUCUGUAGUUCUUUACCGCCCUGUAUAUGUCUGCGUCGUUCACAACCGUAACGACGCCACCUUUCCACAGGAAGAGCAAGACACCGGUCCCAGCACUAGCAGUCACCUUGUUCCACAUAGCAAGAAUAGGAAAUCAUCUUAUGAUAACGAUCACGUGACUCGAGCAUGAUAUCCUACAUUUAACCAAUGUUUCAGAAAAAGAUUCACUUCUUAUUUUAAAACGAGAAUGAAGCGAGCACGAAGGGCGAUUGUGUUAUAAAACUUUUGCCUUACGCUUGCCUAUAAUCUAGCUCCAGACAACGAGAGUAUUUUUUUUUUUUUUUUUAUAAUUUGACUGAUAAGAUAUUUUAUAUUGUGGCCAGCACUGUUUGUCAAUCUCGCAGUCACAUGAAUAUUUUAGACAGUGUUUUUUAUAUGCACAACUUUCCAGACUUCGCUUUCAUUAGCAUUUUUCUCGUCUUCUUUAGCAAAGGCUAGGAUUAUAUUUAUAAAAUUUUUCAUUAUUGUCGCCAUUUCUCUAACGAAGUCGAUUAUAUUUACCCACUUUUCAAUUCCUUUGCGGUCAACUGCUUAUCAUUUCAAACGGUAUUUUUGAGGUCAUUUUGUAAGAAAUGUCAGGAGUGGCAUCAUACUAAAGCUCAAUAUAUUACGAACGUACGAAAGGAGCAAAUGUUUUAUGUUGAUCACAUGUCAAGGUAUAAAAUACUUAUUUUACGCUAUAUCAGAUUUUGAAUAAAGGUCAUGUUAUGUUCGUUUUAAUUCACGCCAACUUUUCACAUGCUUCCCUAACUGUUGUUUUUGGUAACAGAAUUCAUUAAAUGGCAUAUAAAUGACAAAUUAUGAAGUGUAAAAACAUUUUCUUUUUUUUUUCAAAUCCGACUAGGUUUUAUUGUCCAUUUGAAAUAUCGAGAAGCAGUUGGUCAUCAGGAGUCAGCAGGCAAAAAAAAAGAAUCAAAUGAACGUGCGUAUUUUUAUAUAUACACUCUUGUGUCAAUUUGUCAUCAUUUACGCCUUUGCAACAAGUAUCGAUCACCAUAAACUAUCUGUACCAUACAAUACAUUCUAAUUAUAAGUAGCCCCCCCUCCCCAGUGGCACAGCGGUAUGUCUGCGGACUUACAACGCUAGAA
Messenger RNA from Limulus polyphemus (Atlantic horseshoe crab), 2551 nucleotides. Its product is annotated as arrestin domain-containing protein 2-like. NCBI's taxonomy places the organism in Eukaryota, Metazoa, Arthropoda, Merostomata, Xiphosura, Limulidae. Gene Ontology annotation, cellular component: cytoplasm. The transcript is spliced from 8 exons. The record is from RefSeq and is a predicted model, not a curated record. Gene Ontology annotation, biological process: protein transport. The coding region runs from base 372 to 1592 and encodes 406 amino acids.